Messenger RNA from Coregonus sp. 'balchen', 2206 nucleotides. NCBI's taxonomy places the organism in Eukaryota, Metazoa, Chordata, Actinopteri, Salmoniformes, Salmonidae. The record is from the annotation of a GenBank genome assembly.
GGUCUCCUGCACUGGACUCAGACCUCCUCAGAGACCUCAGCCUCCCUGGCAGUGGAGAUCAGCUCCUAUGUUCUGCUGGCUUCCCUCAGUGCCUCUCCUCUGUCUUCCUCUAACCUGGGCUAUGCCUCCCGCAUCAUCAGGUGGCUGGUGAGACAGCAGAACGCCUAUGGAGGCUUCUCCUCCACACAGGUAUACUUCCAAAACACCUCUGUUCCAAAAUGGCUCCCUGUGCUGUGCACUAGUAGUGAGGCAUUAUUACCUUGACUUUUACCAGACCACAGGCUUGUAUGUGCUUAUUUUCAUGGCAAGCCUGGUGAGGCUAACUUCCACUGAAAUGGAGUCAAGAAAUCAUAAUGGAUGGAAAUGGGAAAUAGUCACUCUAGGAACUGACCAAUGUAAAAAUCGAUCCUUUAUGUAAAAUUUGGUAUUUUCUUCAUUUUGAACAGAUUGUUCUGUGGUCUGUUUGUGUGUGUGUUUAGAACACAGUUGUGGCCCUCCAAGCCCUAGCUCUCUACUCCACCAGGGUGUACAGUAGAGAGGGUGCCAGCACAGUGACAGUACAGUCUCCCAGUGGGGUACAGCACCUCUUCAAAACAACAAGCUUCUCUACCAGGAGAGGUCGAUGUAGGACACCGAAUGGAAGUACAGCGUGGAAGUGAAGGGCAGUGCUUGUGCCUCAGUGCAGGUCAGUGAACACAAAUCUAUCCUCCCAAUCCUAUGGUGGCAAAAUACAAUUUUAUCUAUCACUAAAGCUACAGUCUGGGAAUGAUUUUUUGUUUUGUUUUAGCAAAACAGCAGCCCUGUGCCACUUGAUUUGGUAUACAGCUGAGGGAUAUGGCGGGGGAAAUGUAACUCCUCGUGAAUCAUUGUUAUAUUCUUUAAGCCUCAAUGGUUAUAAUUCAAGAAUUGAAGUAACCAUCAUACAGAUAGCCAUAUCCCAGACUGGGGCUUGAAGAAGCCUCUCCUUAAUAAGUUCUAAUUUAUGUAAUGUUUAAUAUACUAGCUUAUAAAAUAUAUAUUUUUAGACAGGAUGGUUUCCCUGACUUCUUCUUCCCUCUUUCCCAGGUGGCGCUCCACUACAACAUUCCUACUCCUACUGACAGCACAAUGCUCAGUAUCCAGGUGAAGACAGAGGUUGACUGCAACAGCAACUCUUUGAGACCCAGAGUCACGCUGAAACUCCAGUGUCAGUAAGAAUGAAUUACACAUUUGGAUUCACAGAAGCAUUCUUUCAAUCAGUUUAUCGAUGACACUCCAAAGUGUUAUUUUGGAGCAUGUCUUACAGAAUGGACUUGGCCCAAAAUACUUGGUAUCCUAUUGGUUAUUUAAUUUCUAGUUUGUACCUAGGCUUGGAUCAGUAACAGUAAUAAAACAUAUCUGGUAUUUUUAUGGCUAAAAUAAUAUAAUUAUCCAUUCAUUUGAUUAUUACAAGCACUUGUCAAAAUCAAACUUUGAUAUCACAGGCAUCUCUUUGCUUUCACAAAUAUCAUGGAAAGGAGCUGACCACCAAUAUGAUUAUAGUGGAUUUGAAAAUGCUGUCUGGGUUUGACCCAGAGUCUCUGGGGGAGGGUGAGUUUUUGUGGUAACAUACAUUUAUGGUGUUACCUGUGACCUUUUUACAUGUAGCUCUUGCCUCUCAUCUGUGAACCUUUCUGAAACAUACUUUUUUGGUCCAUGCAAUAUGAACAAUCAAUAAAUGGGAUGUCUUCACAGCUGAGCGGUUCACUUUUAGUGGAUCGUGUCGAUACUAAAGAUGACCAUGUGUUAAUGUACUUGAGAGAGGUGAGACCAGUUUGCACACUCAAUAUAAUGGAAUUAAUCUGAAAUAACAUACUUUAUAUAUUGACGUACUUCUGGUAACAUACAUCUACUCUGAAAUUAUUUGUGUGGAAUGUCCUUCAGUCAGAAAAGCUGAUAGGAAACUUCAGCUUAGAGCGUUGUAAAUAAAUGUUUUUUUUCCUCCCAACAGUUACAUCACUAUUUCCUUUCAACCACACCCUGGACAUCAUACAGGAGCUCCCAGUACAGAAUCUAAAGCCAGCGGUGGUCAAGAUCUAUGACUACUAUCAGCUAAGUAAGUUUAUAUCUAACCCUCCCCAAAACAUGUUUUCCCCUCUUCUUUUUAGUAACAUUUGGUUAACUUGUUUGGUUAAUUUACUGAGAUUUAUCUGUCUUAUUGUUGUAUUCAGGUGACCAGGCAGAGACA